Molecule: messenger RNA, 10521 nt
Organism: Ylistrum balloti
Lineage: Eukaryota; Metazoa; Mollusca; Bivalvia; Pectinida; Pectinidae
Product: kinesin-like protein KIF21A
Exons: 41
Coding region: 1-5217 (1738 amino acids)
Biological process (GO): mitotic spindle organization; microtubule-based movement
Molecular function (GO): microtubule motor activity; ATP binding; microtubule binding
Source: RefSeq, a predicted model, not a curated record
AUGACAGAAAAAACCGAAGAGCAGAAGGAACAAGUGGAAGAUCAGAGCAGUGUACGAGUUGCAUUAAGAAUCCGUCCCCAGCUGGCACGCGAGAGGAUAGAUAUGUGUCAGGUGUGUACGACGGUGCUACCUGGUGGUCAACAGGUGAUGCUCGGUAAAGAUAAGGCCUUCACCUUCGACUACACAUUCGACAUCCCUACACAGCAAUGUGAAAUCUACGAGAAAUGUGUAUUCAAACUAAUUGAAGGGUGUUUUGAUGGGUACAAUGCUACAGUAUUUGCCUAUGGACAGACUGGGUCUGGGAAGACGUACACCAUGGGGACAGGUUUUGAUGUUGAUCAGAGCGAGGAGGAGGAGGGAAUUGUGCCUCGAGCGGUCAGUCAUCUUUUUCGAGGAAUACAGGAACGUCAGCAAAAAGCCAAAGAACGCAAUGAACCCCAGCCUGACUUCAAAGUCACUGCCCAGUUUAUAGAGCUUUAUAAUGAAGAGAUAUUUGAUCUCCUCGACAUCACACGGGAUCCCGAGUCUAGAGGGAAGAAAUCCCACAUCAAGAUCCAUGAAGAUGCUACAGGAGGAAUUUACGUCGUAGGUGUUACAACACGGCCUGUUGUUUCUCCCAAGGAUACUAUGCAAUGUUUAGAAAAUGGCGCUUUAUCUCGAUCCACUGCCAGUACAAAUAUGAAUGCACAGUCCUCAAGGUCACACGCCAUUUUUACCAUCACCAUCAAACAACACCGCGUUGUCAAGGAUGAGUGUCUGGAUGAGGAUGGUAAAGAGGUGGAUUCCACACAAGACCUGAAUGAAUUCGAGACGUUGACAGCCAAGUUCCAUUUUGUAGACUUGGCAGGUUCAGAGAGGCUGAAAAGGACAGGAGCUACAGGCGAUCGUGCCAAAGAAGGAAUCUCAAUCAACUGUGGUUUGCUUGCCCUUGGAAAUGUGAUAUCAGCUUUAGGAGAUAAAACUAAAAAAGGAUCUCAUGUCCCUUACAGGGACUCUAAACUAACACGAUUACUACAGGAUUCCUUAGGUGGAAAUAGCCGGACGUUAAUGAUUGCUUGUAUAUCUCCGUCUGAUCGUGACUUUAUAGAGACACUUAAUUCACUUAAAUAUGCCAAUAGGGCACGUAAUAUAAAGAACAAAGUGAUAGCUAACCAAGACAAGGCUAGUAAACAGCUAGCUGCUCUACGCUCUGAGAUCACCCUUCUACAGCAGGAACUCAUGGAUUAUAAAACGGGUAAACGAACAGUUGAUGCUGAUGGUGUGGAAAGUGUAAAUGAUAUGUUCCACGAAAAUACCAUGUUACAACACGAAAAUGAGAAGUUAAUGCUACGAAUAAAAGCCUUGAAUGAAGCUAAUGAAACACUUAAAGAGAGAAACACUCAACUCUUGAGGGAGAGGGAGACCCUUGGUAUCCUCAAUAUUGCAGAGGAUGCCAGAGCUGGAGAGGUGCAGAAAUUAAUAGAAGGUUAUUUAAAAGAAACAGAAGAGUUAAGAGGUAAACUAGCUGAGUCCGAAGCUAUGUUACACACGAUAAAGCGGCGCCAGAUGACGUCACGAGUGGCGAUGACGCCAAUGUCGCCAAUGCAACAGCUGAGUAGUAGUAUGAACCUCAGUACCAGUAUAAAUAUGGAAACUCCCGAUCCUGAUAACAUGAUUACCUCCAUACUAGAGGAAGCCAAAAAAGACAUCAAACAGCUUCGCAAAACCCGCAGAGUGAAGACAAGGCAUAGCCACAGCAGUGACAAGGAAAAUAUCAGUGAAGAUGAAAAGGAACAGAAUGAUUCUGAGUCUAAAGUAGAGGAGGAGGGAAGUAAAGAUGACAAAGAGAAGGAAGAGGGUGAGGAAGAGGAAGGCGAGCAGAAUGGAGAGGUUUUAGAAGAGGAUGAUCUGGAGGAGGAGUUAGAGGACCUUGUCAACUCAUCAGAGGAAGAAGAUGAAGAUGAGUCGGAGGACGAGGAUAAAGUGCAACUGUUCCUGGACUAUUGGUUAGAGUGGGCAGACUCUGAUAAUAUUCACGAAGAUUUAGCAGAAUUGACAUGUGAGAUCUCGAUCAAACAGAAGCUUGUUGAGGAGCUUGAACAGAGUCAGCGUCGACUACAUUCCAUGAAAACCCAGUAUGAGGAAAAAGUGAUAAUGUUACAGAACAAAAUAAAGGCUACAGAACAGGAGCGCGACAAAGUCCUGUCUAAUAUUAAUCAAGUUUCGACAAGCAACCAAGAUCAAGUGAAGAAAGUCAAGAUGGAGUUUGAGAAAAAGCUCUCUGUACUCCAGACAGACCUGAAGAAGAUGCAAGCAGCCAAAAAAGACCACGCCAAACUUGUCAAAAACCAGUCACAUUACGAAAAACAAUUAAAAACACUCCAACAUGAACUUGGAGAAAUGAAAAAGACUAAGGUACGUCUGAUGAAGCAAGUGAAGGAAGAAGCUGGGAAGUCUCGACAAUCUGAACUGCGAAGGAACAAAGAAGUGACACAGUUGCGGAAGGAACAGCUUAAAAAGGAGAACAUUAUUCGAACUCUAGAGAAAACGAACAAACAUCGGGAGGUUGUACUAAAGAGGAAACAAGAGGAGCUUCAAGAGGUUGAGUCUCUAAGGAAGAAAAAUAUGCCAAAUAUGUCAUCUAAAACAGCAGGUCGUGUUGGAAAAUACGAAAGGCCAGUAACUAUACCCAUAGGUCCGUCAUCAACUAGGAGACGAAGACGAGGAGACUUCUCGGCUAAAGCUGCAAAACAGAAGUGGGAUGCCUUUGAAAAAAAUAUAGGAUCUGUGAUAAACAAAAAACAAACCAUAGCGUACAUGGAAAGAGACAUGGAUGUUUGGUUAAAGUACAGAGAAAAAAUCUGUAAAAAGAUGGAAAAAUAUACAAAGAGACGAGAUGCUGCUAUAGCCAACAGUCGGGAUCCAUCAGAUGUAAAAGCUCUGAGUGAUACUGUAGAAACACUGAACCUACAAGUACAGCAGGCACAGGAGAACAUCACUGAGUGUCAGACUAAUAUCAUGCAGAUGGAGGAGGCUAAGGAGGAAGGAGAGAGCUUAGAUAUUACAGCCAUAAUGACCACAGCUAACCUGGAGGAAGGUCGUUAUCUCCUUGACCACUUUAUGCAGAUGUCCAUCAGCAGAGGAUUGUUGCUAGCCCAGAAGGAACAUGAAGUGCGAGAGCUUCAGGCUCAACUCCACCAGACAGAACUCAACAACACUCUACAACAGGACCUACUCAAACACAUGAUUAACGAUCGAGUGGACAUUGAAGUGGACAACCUAAUGACCAAUGGUAUCGAUGAUAUGGAUACCUCGACAAGUUCAGCUUCCUCAUCACCAGCAGAAAGCAUGUUUGAAAGUCAGGUUCCACCCCAGCCUGCUCAACUACCCCCGGGGAUGACACUUGGUGAUUUGGGCAAACGAGACAAGGAGUUUCGUAGGUCUUUACCGGCCCGCAGACGGACGGCCACGCCGGACGAACUGCUGUAUGCAGACGCCCAGACAUUGGACGUAAAACUGCCCCUCCACACCCUGCCGGAGACCCCAGAAGAGGAGCGACUGGCCAUGAAUGACCAUGCUGGCAAACUGCCGCCUGAAGUCUUCAAUGGGGCAGAAAGUCAAAGUCUGAUGCCUCCGCCCAGACAACUGCCAAUCAAAGUCAGCUCCUCCAGUGUACCACGGAGGUCAGACCCUGGGCCGUCACCGGUGUUUCGACGGAAAGAGUACACACGACCUAGCCCUGACCCCUCCCCAAUCUUACGGAGGAAAAACAACCCUGUGGUGCUGUCCCGCUCCAGCUCUCUGGACACAACUUCCUCAGAUACAACCCCGCCGUCCUCACCUACGUCCACACGGCGAGCCAGAAUCACUGGAGACAAUGUAUUUUCCCGCCUGACCAGUAAUACCCAGCCUCCCUCCAUCAACCCUCCAAACAGGGGAAGUAUUGUGCCUAACAACGGUCGGAUUGCACCGCCCAGCAAGGUCAGCCCAGUAUUGUGUACACACACAGCUGAAGGUCACACCAAGGCUAUCCUAUGUGUGGAUGCAACAGAGGACCUGCUCUUUACCAGCAGUAAAGAUCGCACAGCAAAAGUGUGGGACCUCCAGACAGGACGUGAAGUAUUGUCCCUUGGUGGACAUCCCAACAAUGUCCUUCGUGUCAAGUACUGUGAACAACAGCGUCUUGUCUUCACUGUGUCCCAGUCCUAUAUCAAUGUUUGGGAUAUACGCACUAGUCCUGCCCAGUGUGUCAAAACUCUAAGUUCUUCUGGUCUUACGGAUGAUGGACCUGUUAACUUUGCUUCACAACGUCAGAUAGAACUGCCCCCUGGUGAGCACAACAUCACAGACAUUGCCCUCAAUAGGGAUGGAACGGCUCUAUACAGUGCAGCAGGAAGUGUGGUCAGAGUGUGGGACCUUAAAAGCUUCAGCGCUGUUGGUAAGUUAAACGGUGGCCACCAGGCAGCAGUGAUGGUACUGGCAGUAGACAAACAGGGUAUCAACGAUAUGGUCAUCACUGGUUCUAAGGAUCACUACAUCAAGGUUUUUGAGGUGCUGGAGGAGCGGGCAGGCAUCAUGGUUCCCAAACAUAACCUGGAGCCACCACACUAUGAUGGAAUCCAGUCACUUGCAGUCAAUGGCAACACUCUAUUUAGUGGGUCACGGGACAUGUGUAUCAAAAAGUGGGAUCUUACAACAAAUAAACUCAAACUGUCUCUGAACUCGGCCCACAAGGAUUGGAUUUGUGCCCUAGGCUUCAUGCCCAGCAGUGAUAUUCUGUUGAGUGGCUGUCGUAGUGGCUUUCUUAAGCUCUGGAACGUGGAUACAUGUCAGGCCCUAGGAGAUAUCAAGGCCCACAUUAUGCCCAUCAACUCCAUAGCAACCAACUCAAACUCGAUUUUCACUGCCUCUAAUGAACCUGUGGUCAAAAUGUGGCAGUACCGUCGCACUCAGACAUUGACCACACUGUGGGAAUCUGGAAACUUAAAUCGCUCUCCGACUCCAGUGAUUCCAGUACAGCAGUCACACCGACAGAAACCCUGGCGGUCGACAAGUAAACACAAUAAAUCACUGGCACCAUCUAGUGUGAAAAUUUACAACAGCACCGCAGGAACCAAGUCAUCAGGUGCGAAAAUUGACAGUGAAUUUUCAUCAAAAAGGUCAACAGAACUGAAAAAUGUCAACAACAGAGACAUUAAAAAUGGCUUUAUAACCCGGAGAUUUCACCAGAUUUUUUGACACAAGAUUUCUAUUUAAACAGAUUUCCAUGACUGGUAACACUUUGAUUUGUUGCCUUGAGUGUUUGCAGACUGACAGGAAUACUUGCUGCUGAAAUGAAAGGUUAUAGUUGAUAGGUGAAAGUUUUUUUGUUUUUUUGCAUAAUCAUGUAUUAAAACUGAGAUAAAAAAACAUUCAUGAUUAAUUUAAAUCACCUGCUCUCACAAUUUUCGAAGCUAAUUUAGAUACAUUUUUCAGGCUGAAGGACUGUUAAAUGAAUGGAAGGUUGAUUUUGUAAAAACUGCAAUGAUAUGGCAUUAAUGUUUUUAAGAGUGAAUCUCUAAUUGAUAACUACUGAUUUGUUCGUUGAUGUUAGUGUGAUGUGCUUAGUCGUGUAUGUGGUCAUUUAUAUCAAGUUGUAAACAUAAGCACCGCAAAUGAAUUGACCUGCGUGCACAAAAAUUUUUAUCAGUUUCACAAACAUGCCACUAUUGUUGUACUUAAGAUGAUAACCAAAAUGCAGCAUUUCUUGAAAAUUAUUAAAAUGAUUGUUUAACUGUUGCACAAUGUGAACAGAUAGCAAUGUUGUUGACUUGUACAAUAAUAUUCACAAAUUGUACCGAAUUUAGAGAACACGUUUAUGUCUGUAUCAUGUAUGUCUGUCUGGAAGAGAAGUGUGUGUGAAUGUGUGCAUUUUUUUUUUUUGUCCACAGAAAUGGAGAACAAAUUUCUCCUUUAACAUUUAUCAUCUGUGCUUGAAUUAAACGGGUCUUUACUCUUUGUCAGUAAGGGCUUUCGCUCUUUAUUACAGACAUAUUUCAUAUCUUAUAUCAAAAAACAUUUUUUCUUGUAUAUACUUUGACGGCACAUUGAAUUUGACGCCCAAUGUGAUGUAACAUGUUGGUGAAUAUGUUUGUGUAACAUUGUGAAGAAGGAGGUAUUUCUUCACCAUUCAUUGCUGUGGUAAGAAACGUCGACAAUCUAUAUAAUUACGGUUGUGAAAUCUUUGUAAGAUUACUGGUAUGUUGCAUGCGCUUGUCUCGUUCAGAUUGAGGUGAAACUGUUGUUAUUUAUGUUGAUGGACAUUUUUUAUUACAUGUUUGCCAAAACUUGUUUUGUUAUUAGCUGUAAAAGGCACUUUUUGAAUGAAAAUUCUGUUGAAAUUUGUGGGUUUUCUCAGUGCUUGAAAAUUUCAACUUUUGAAUAAAAUACUAGCAGAUUUGUCAUAUUUAAAUGUGGAGUAUUUUGAUAAACAAUAAGUUUGAACAUUUAAGGAUAAAAUAUUACCAGAAUAUAAACCAUUCAUAUGAAUUUGUACAUUAGAAACAAAUUUUCACAAAAACAUUUAUUAGGUUUAGAUAGGAAAUCAAUAUGUAAUAUUAAACUUCAACUUUACUACCUUUCCUGGUUGGAGAGAUCUCAGGGGAGAUAACUAGGGCUGGUUAAAGGGUUAAGAUAAAUUUCCGUCAAUGUAUUAAUGUCAUUUACAAUAGAAAAUUAGGGGUUACUUGUCAUUUAUAAUUUUUUCUUUUAACUGGUCAAUUAAGAUUAAAAUAGCUUUUAGACACGAAACACUUCAACAUGGUUUCUCGAUUGUCCUAAAAAGGAAAUCUUGUUAUUCAGCUGUUUGUGGGGUUUGUACCUAUCUAAAAAGGGAUAAAACUGAUAAGGUAUAUAUUAAAGGGCAGACAACAGAAAUAUUUUGUAAAAGUCACUUCUUGAAAGCUGGAUAUGGUGAUAUCAUAUUUGGCAUUAUGCAAAUUAUUUCUUGUUUCCAAAAAACAUUGAUUUCUAGUGAAUUUUUUGAAGGAAGGAAUUUUUUGUAUACUAUUUUGUUUUGUACAGUCAGUGUUAUAGUGAAGGAUUUAUUAAGUGCUAUUUCUCAAAAUUGAUUAGAUAAUUUUACUUUUUAAUUUGCAUAUGUCCUAUAAAUAUGACAUGAUCUGUAUAUUUGUAUGUAUAUAUAUAUAUGAGUAUAUUUAAUAAUUGUUUUUGCUUUUGUAUAUAUGAUUUGAAAAUAUUUGCUGAUGAUGUGUGCUGUAUAUUUUAAAAGCACCUGAGAUGGGUGUAAAUGAAUGUUAUAUAUCCCAGUGUUGGUAUAUAUAGCACUACAACUUCCGAUAAGCAACUGUGAUGCCAAAGUCAUAUUAAGCUAUAUGCUGUUUCCGUAUAGCUUUGUGGUGAUGUUCCUCAAAAUUGUUUUGCUCAUUGUUAUUGCCAAGACAUAGUACCAAGUCACAUUGUCAACUUGCUUUGGUGCCAUGUUGAUGAAAUUUAAUGGUGCCAGGUCAUGGCGUUUUAUCAUGGAAUCAGAGAAUCAAGAGUACUUAGCUGAUCCAUGUAAAAGGACCAAGCCAUGGUGCUGAGUCAUGGUGCCAGGUUAUGGGGCCAAUCCUUGAUGAUAAGCCAUGGUGCUAAAUUAUGGAAUUAAGCCAUGGUGCUGAGCCAUGGAAUCAUAUUAGGUCUGUUAACACACUUCAUAUGUAUUUUUUUUAUCAUUCCAUAAAAUAUAACUGUAUGAUGAUCCCUCUGUUCACUUGGAUGUCAGCAUGGUAUUCAAUAUGAUAAAAUUUCACCUACCUUUACAGUUAGCAUUUCCAGUCAAUAGGACCUAUUUCUGAAGCUGUAAUCAGUUUUGAAAUAAUUAUGUUCUGUAUACAUGUUUUACUAUGUAAUGCUUGCUACCAAGAAUAACUGUCAGAAAAGAUUCAUACGAUGGACAUGUACAUUGUUUCAUACAGGAAGUCAAGUCAGGGGAGCAACACAUUACCUCUGACUCAAAGUCAGGGGUGGGCUUAUUACAGAUCAUUGCGAUAAGAAAUGCCUAUUGGUAGUUCUACUGAACAGUGUUAGAUAUUGGUGGGUAAUGCUUAAUUUGAUUAACUUGAAAAUUGUGUCCUAUAUACUUGGACAAUGUAGAUAUUAGAAAGUUGAUUGGAAAAGUCUGGACAAGGUAAAUUAGACAUCUAAACUUUGUUUAUUGAAUCUGGCAGUAGGUCUGAGUUUGAAUGUAUGUUUUUUUAAUCUUCUGUCAAAAUAGGAAUAUCUUCCAACCAUUUUCUGUUGAAUGGAAAAUUAUUGUUAUUGACUCAGAGAUAUGAUAGCUUAAGGCUCAUUAUACUGAAAAUAGAAUCCAACAAUUUAUUCAUAUCAACACAAUGCACGUGGUUUCUGCUUUUUACAGACACAAAUUUCAUACCAAAGAAACUAAACUCCAACGAGGAUAAGUAGAAGCUUUUCAUCAUGAAAGUAGGUUAAAAAUACUGACAUCUUAAAACAUUGAAGUUACAGUAUUGCAAUAUUUUCAUAGUUGGAUGUUUAAUAGAGUAAAUCUUAAUUUGCAAUUAUUGUCCAACAUUCAUUAUCUAUACACAUCUUGCCUUGUAAGAUGAGGGCAUUCCUUUUAAUUGUUUGGAAUGCAGAUCUGUUACCAAAAUGCCAUUCUACAACUCAGAAACAUGAUUCCAUCUUCUUAAUACUCGAGAUAAGACAGUCAUAAACUCUCGUCAUUGAAUUUUGAAAACAAUAUCGGAUAACUUUUUAAGUGAAGACUCAACACUAAAGAUGCCUAAAUACAGCAUUUCAUUUACUGAUGAAUGACGUAAUUAUCUGACUACAAGACUAUUGGAAACAGGGUUAAGUUUCAUAAUGUGUUCACAAAAGUAAAUUUGUCUCAAAUUGUCCAUUUUUUCUAUGGAGUAGAUCUCAGCAUGUACCAUCGGUAUAUUUUAGUAGAAAUUGGUUAAUCUCCAUUAGUGUCUCUAACACGGAUGCCGUUGCUGGACUUGUGUAGUGCAUUAUCACAAGACCAGGAUAUAUCUAACAUAUUUUAUUCUAUCUAUAGCUGAAUGGGUUUUCAGUCAUAUGAGACAAGCAGAAAAUUGUUCUGUUGUGCUUCCAUUGUUGAUAUUUAUGUUAUCACAUUCCGUGUUGAUCUGUUUUAUAUUUCCCAAGUACCAUGCAGCAUUUAAUUAUACUGUUUAAUAUGAGAUAUUUGUCAACACUAUCUUUUUCCAUAGUUCGAACCUACAUUCUUUCAGGAUUUAAACUUUAAUUGUUACUAGAUAACUGUACACAAAAUUCUUCAAGUUGAAGUCUUAUUCGUUGCAUUUUAUUUACAUGUUUUGUCCAUAGGGAAAAAAUGGUAAUAAUAAUAGAUAAGAUGAAAUAAAACUGCUUAAAAAUAUCUCAUGUUAUACUUACCAAGGUCAUCCACAAGGAAAGGUCAGUUGAUCUCUUCAGGCGAUCCUAUUUGACUUUAGACAGAUUAAAGAGAGGAAAGACCAAUUUUUGUUUUUGUUGAUGCAAGCAAUUCCAAUUUUUAGAUUGAAUACACAUUGAAACGUCAUAUAUUACUUGAGACAUAAACAAAAUCCAGAGCUGAAACUGUUUUCAUUCCAUUUAUGGACAAUAUUUGUAUAUUGUUUGUUUUUUUCUCUCUAUCUCUUAAAGUGUCCAGGUUUAAUGAGGUUACGCUGUAUGUUCUAUAUCGUUUGUAUGAAGAUGGUUGAGUUAUCUCCCUUAUACGGUUGAGUUACCUCCUCUCUAUGCUGUACAUAUUACCUGUUGAUUUGUUGUUAACGUUGAUUGUUCUGCAACGGCUGCAAUGUUUGUUUGUCUCAAAAUGAUGACUUAUGCUGCCAUUUAAUAUAUACAUGUAUAGCCCUUUAUUAUACACGCCGCAAAGAAAUAUUCCAAAACUGUGCUCAGUAAUUAAGUAUUUUAAUGAUAUAUAUUUCAUUUUUUAUAAAUCAUCUGUUUUCAUUAGUCAUAUUUUUUUUUCUUCAAAAGAUGUAUUCAAUCAUUAGACAACUGCAGAGUACUGCAAAGAGGAUUGGUUUAGUGGCCAAAAUAUAAUCUUUAAACAUCCAUCAUUUGUACAUGUAGUUAUCAUUAAAUAUGAAAGUAAAAUCACUAGUCGAAACAAUAUAUACAAUACUUCUAUAUUAUAUAGUUUACCACAGUAUAUCAUGUCUCACCAGAUGCUCUUCUUUGAAUUCUUUUCAUUCAACGAUUUGAAAAAGAAAUUAACAACGUACCAAAAUUUGAAAGAUUAUUAAUUGUCCUUUCCAUGAUUCAGCAUUGAAAGUAAAAAAUGCUGAAAACCUCUCUAAUGUCUCAUUAAUUUCAUACUUUGAUGGCGUCUUCAUCAUCACUUUGUCUCAUUAGGUAUUAUACAAGGGAUCUAGAGUUAUCUGCCCUUGUUGUCAGGGACAAUAACAGUAAUUUAAAUUAUUUAAUGGCACAAACUAUGUAUGUUACAUGCUGUCCAGUGGUAUGCAAUGUGUAUGUCAUUUGGAAAAUAAAUGUAUAUUUUUCAAGUUA